GAUUUUAAUCCAUGACGGCGUAGUGUGUUACUAAUGGUUUUCUUUGAGAAUAUGGUCCCAGCUCUCUUCAGGUCAUUGACCAGGUCCUGCCGUGUAGUUCUGGGCUGAUCCCUCACCUUCCUCAUGAUCAUUGAUGCCCCAUGAGGUGAGAUCUUGCAUGGAGCCCCAGACCAAGGGUGAUUGACCGUCAUCUUGAACUUCUUCCAUUUUCCAAUAAUUGCGCCAACAGUUGUUACCUUCUCACCAAGCUGCUUGCCUAUUGUCCUGUAGCCCAUCCCAGCCUUGUGCAGGUCUACAAUUUUAUCCCUGAUGUCCUUACACAGCUCUCUGGUCUUGGCCAUUGUGGAGAGGUUGGAGUCUGUUUGAUUGAGUGUGUGGACAGGUGUCUUUUAUACAGGUAACGAGUUCAAACAGGUGCAGUUAAUACAGGUAAUGAGUGGAGAACAGGAGGGCUUCUUAAAGAAAAACUAACAGGUCUGUGAGAGCCAGAAUUCUUACUAGAGAGUUGCUAGUGCGCGAUGGGACAAGGACAUCCCAGCCAAACCCUCCACUAACCCGGACAAUGCUGGGCCAAUUGUGCGUCCCCUCAUGGGCCUCCCGGUCGUGGCCGGCUGCAACACAGACCGGGAUCGAACCGGAUCUGUAGUGAACUCUCAAGCUCUCAGUACCUUAGACCGCUGCGCCACUCGGGUGGCCCCAAGAUUCAACAACUGUAGUGUCAGUCAGUGUCAACGAAGUGCAAUUGGUGCUCCCAGUUCAGGAGACCAUCAUGUUCAACAGCUAAAAUUGUAUUGGAGCUGUCCAUGGCAGGUUGUUUAUUUUAUUUUAUUAUUUUACCUUUAUUUAGGCAAGUCAGUUAAGAACAAAUUCUUAUUUUCAAUGACGGCCUAGGAACAGUGGGUUAACUGCCUGUUCAGGGGCAGAACAACAGAUUUGUACCUUGUCAGCUCGGGGGUUUGAACUUGCAACCUUCCGGUUACUAGUCCAACGCUCUAACAACUAGGCUACCCUGCCGCCCCUAGGUUGGGGAGAAAUAUUUUUUUUAAAUAAAGGGGUGGGGAAAAAAGGCCAAAUUAAUUAAAGGAAUCGAUCAGUGGUCUACAGCCGGAGCACUUUACUUAGACCGCUGUGCUACAGCAGGUCAUGAUGCUCUAACAAGAACUAAGAAUUCUAUGAAUACUGAUGAGACACAGGCAUUUGUUUUAAACCUUCCCUAAACCACCAUAAAAUUGUGUUUGAGCUGUCCAUGGUGGUUUGGGAAGAAUUAUACAGUACCGGUCAAAAGUUUUAGACACACCUACACAUUCAAGGGUUUUUCUUUUAUUUUUAACUAUUUUCUACAUUGUAGAAUAAUAGUGAAGAGAUCACAACUCUGAAAUAACAUCUGGAAUCAUGUUGUAACCAAAAGAGAGUUAAACAAUUCUUCAAAGUAGCCACCCUUGGUCUUGAUGACAGCUUUGCAAACUCUUGGCAUUCUCUCAGUGGGCUUCAGUCGCUUGCAGUAGGCCUACUAGGGCGGAGGGGGUGAAAGACCAGCUGGUCGUACUUCAGGUAUGCAAUGUUGCCUCUCUUGUGCUGUUCAAUGAGUCGUGGCAGCGGAUCCUUUCUUUUAAGGCGUACCUUUUUGGAGAAGUCUUCAUUGAUGAAGAACAGAUAAGAACUGAGCUCUUUGGCCAUGCACACCAGUGGUGAGUUUGGCGUUAAAUUGAAAAAAUGCAUAAGCAGAUGAGAACCCCAUGCCCACUGUAAUAUAUGGUGGUAGAUAUUUGAUGUUAUGGGGUAGUUUUGCUUCCACUCGUCCUGUGGCCCUUGUUCAAUGGCAUCAUGAACUUUACUCAGAAUCAGGACAUUUUAGCCAAUAACCUGGUUGCCUUUGCCAGAAAGCUGAUAGUUCAAAUGGAUCUUCCAGAAAGACAAUAACCCAAAGCACACAUCAACAUCCACAAAGAUUGACCACAGAAUCUGUCUCCAAACUCAAAUCCCAUCGAAUACCUGUGGUUUGAAUUGAAGAGGGCAAUCUUUAAGCACAGAAGGAGGAUGUCAAGGAUCUGGAAAGAUCCUGUACUGAGGAAUGGUCUAAGAUCGUUCCCAAUGUGUUCUCCAAUCUCAUAAAACGUUUUAGAAAAAGUCUCAGUACCGUUAUCCUCGCAAUGUGAGGUAUUGAAGACAGGGAUGCCAAUCAUUUUGACCCCUAUAUUUUUGAGAAAGAAAAAUAUGACUUGUUAAAGAACAUCUCUUUCUCUGAGCAAUUGUAUUAGUAUAAAAUAACAUACACUUCCUAUUUUUUGCAUACAAUAUAGCUCAGUAAAUGAAUUAUGUACUGUAUUUUAUAGUCAUUUUUGCUCAUUUUUAUCAAGGGUGUCAAUAAUUUCGUACACCACUGUGUCUUCCCUCAGAUGCAUUAUGAUGCAACAAGCGCAAAACAUUUGAACAGAAAUGACAAUUAUGACAAUAACUGUUUCCAUUUGUGUGACAAAUAAUCGUUACCCCAAAUUCCAUAAUAGUCAGCCCUGCAUGCAACCAUUGGUCGAUGCUUGCAACGUCUGAGCAGGGGAGCUCGACCAUGAUGUGGUUAGCUGAUACGUCAAAUGCAUAUCCAGGUGUUGUAAGGUGUCAGCAACCUAUGAGCAGAGAAACGCACCCAUUGAGAUACAUCGAUUUCCGUCAUACCUUGUCCAGAGACUGGUUUCCUUGCCCUUUAAGCAAUGUUUAAUUGUGUAAUUUGGGUGAACUAUCCCUUUAAACCUAACCUAUGACCUGACCCAUCACUUGAUGUAUGUAUUACUGCCCCAUAGUGGCAAGAAGUGGCAUAAAAAAAUAACUAUAAAACUUCAACUAAAUAAAAACGAGUAAAUCAGAUCUGAAAAACAAUUUCAAAUAAAAAUCUUAAAAUUAAUAGAAAUAAAAAGUUAUAUAAAACCCACAAACUAUAACAUUGGUAGGAAGACAAAUACAUUUAUUUAUUUAAGAUGCUCUUUCAAGUGGUAGAGUUUCAGACGUUUUUGGAAGAUGAGCAUGGACUGGUACCACCAUUGGGGUGUCAGGACAGAGAAGAGCUUUGACUGGGCUGAGCGGGAUCUGAUCCCCCAUAGUGGUGGGAUGGCCAAGAGACCAGUGGCAGAACGGAGUCCUCAGGUGGGGUGUAGGGUUUGAGCACAGCCUGAAGGUAGGGAGGGGCACUUCCCCUUGCUGCUAUGUAGGCAAUCACCAUGGUCAUGUCGUGGAUGGGAGCUUCGACUGGAAGCCAGUGGAUUGUGCGGAGGAGCGGGGCAACAUGGGGGUCAUUCCACCUCAAAAAGCACAAGAUAGAGGAUUUCGACACCCACCAUCCCAGAUUGUUCUGAAAGCGUUUCUGUUGGAUACAGAUAAUAUUAGCUUUCCUGCAACAUUAUUUUGUUGAAAUACAAUUAGAUCUCUGAGAAAUUCAACUAAUUGAUUGCACCCUAACAAUGAGUAUAUAGUAUCAGUUCUCUGUCUGACAAGUAGCAUGUGUCAUGACUGUCCUGCUCGGCUCAGGUUACCAAUGACCACAAUCCUGCAGAGAGAUUUCAUCCCCAGCAGAGGAGAAGGGAUCUCAAGGGAUAGGAGGAUGUGGGGGUUUUAUGACCCCUCACGCCCAUGGUAAAUCUUAGGCCACAGACAAAUUCCUUUUGUCCUGUCACUAUGGAGAACCAGCCUCAGAACAUUAAACAUUAAAUAAACGAGCUUUGGAACAAUGGAUUCCGUCAGCCACAAUGGUGGUCAUGACGAUAGACGGAAUAUGAAAAUGUAUGUCAUUUUUGUUUUGUUAUUAAAGGUUCAUAGAUGACGUUAUAAGAAAACAUUGUAACGUUAAGACUUUUCCUAGUAUAUGUUUGAUGUUUAUACAUUGUACGUUGUAUGGAAAAUGUCCAAAUCAAAGAGAAUGUUUUGGUAAAGAUGAAAUGUGAAAUCAGUUGUCUAAAAUUGGAUUUGAGUAAAAUCUAGACCUCUUAACUUGGUACGCCAAGAGAAUUGCCCUAAAGGCUGUUUACGCCCACUUCUGACCCGAGGGUAUAAAACCUGUGAGUGAAGAAUUAACAGAUUAACAGACUAAGUGACCCAAGCUGUAGCCGAGGCCUAAAAAAGUCAACGAACCCAAAACUCAACCCAAGGUUGAAGACAAAGAAAUAUUUUUCUACCCAAGCUACGGAUGAGUAGCUGUGUCUAAGCGGGUGAAUUCAAGCCAGACCACCUAGCCUCCACUCUCCAUUGAAUCGGGGUAUCUACACUGUUUCAUUCCUAUGCUGUGAGCUCUGAGCUACAGAGCUGUAUGUCCUCAGAAGACCCCUUCCAGAGCAAGGGCUAGGAAACAGACCACUAAGCCAAAAGGACACUGACAUCGUGAGGACAACCAGAGAAUUGCGCCGGAGAAGUGCGUCAUUGACCAGCCUAAACGGUCCAAGCGGACCUUCCCAUCUGAGACCUCCCACACGUAAUUACAUCAUUAUAUUUUGACCCAUAAGAGCGGCAGUUUGGGGCAGGAGUUAAAAUAAGCAUAGCUGACAAAUUCACCCAAAUAUAUGUCUCUCGUGUACUUUCUCUUUUUCUCUCUCUUUUAAAUCCCCAUUUUGGGUAACACGCGCCACAGUGUUUUGGCCCGUUAUACUAAGUUCUAAUCAAUAGCCUAGAAUGUGUUUUUGUGUAUGUGUAUCUUUUAUCAUAAUUUUAGCUUUUUAGUAAAUAAAUACUCAACUAAGAUUAGUGUGGUACGAACUCAUUGGUGAGACCCGGGUCUGUGCAGAUUCCCGGAUUAUGCGGCGUUCAGAAUGAGACUGUAGAGGAAACUGAUUCAUUAGCGACUGUUGUAAAAUCGAUAUUCUGAUAUUCUUUGAGUUAAUUUGGGAAAUAGAAACUCAAUGAAACUAAUUUUCCCAUGGUGCCCCAGGUUAAUAAUUGCUUGAUUCAGUUAAUCACGCAAUUAGAAACCUUUAAUAAUUUGUUGCUCAACAGUCGUCACAUUAACUAAUACAAUGUCACGACACAUGGUUGGAGCUGCGGCUUGGAGUAUUGUUUCAUUGUCCUAUGUAAUCUCAGUGAAUUUUUUGUUUGUUGGGGGGGGUCUUUUUUUAUCAUCUAAUAGCAGGAACAGCACAAUCUAGUGGUCAGAACCUAGUAAUAUCAGGAUGUAGAAUGGGACAUAAACAACUAAAAUUACUAAUUUCCCUGAACAGGGAAAAAAAACAUACAUUUCAACAAUAAUACAUUACAUAGGAUGAAGAAACCAUACUCUAAGCCGCAGCUCCAUACUACAUGUCAGAUAGAGAACUGAUACUAUAUACUCAUUGUUGGGGUGGGAUUGGUGUGGAGUAUGGGUGGCUUUUAACCAGUACAUUUCUUCAUGUCUUACUCAAUGUUAGAAAAAAGUUUGUCCCAAGUCAAAUGAUAGGUACUGUAUUUAUUGAAUUUUAUAUGAAUCCUAUAAAUUAAAAUGUCCAAUUUGGGUGCAAUCAAUUAGCUUAAUUUCUCGGGAUUCAAUUAUAUUUCAACAAAAUAAUGUUGCAGGAAUGCUAAUCUUGUUUCUAACUACAGAAAUGAUGGUGGGUGUCAUGGCUUGCAGAAAUGACAUAGAACAACCCAUGGGAGAACUUGGGAAGGUUGAACACCUGGCGGGCUGCGGCAUUCUGGAUAAAUUGCAGGGAUUUGAUGGCACAAACAGGGAGCCCAGCCAACAGAGUUGCAGUAGUCUAGAUGGGAGAUGACAAGAGCCUGGAUUAGGAACUUCACUGCUUCCUGUGUGAGGAAGGGUCGUACUCUACUGAUGUUGUAAAGCAUGAACCUGCAGGAGAGAGUCACUGAUUUGAUGUUUGCAGAGAAUGACCGGGUGUUGUCCAGGGUCACGCCAAGGUUCUUUGCACUGUGGAGUUGUCAACCAUGAUGGAGAGGUCUUGGAGUGGGCAGGCCUUCCCCGAGAGGAAGAGCAGCUUCGUCUUGUUGAGCUUCAGGUGGUGGACCGACAUCCCAACAGAGAUGUCUGCAAGGCACACAGAGAUACACGUGAGGAGGAGGGUCCAGAGGUGCUGCUGGUGAAGGAGGAGAGGUGUGAGGAGGGUCUGGAGAACGCUGAGCGGCCCAUGGACAUGGAGGACAACCAGACUACAACUCCUCCUGAACCCACAGAGGAACCAGCUGAGCAGCACAGGACCACAUACAGUCUCACUGAGUCAGUAGACAUGGAGGAUGGGAAGCCUGACCUGCUGCUGGUCAAAGAAGAGACAAUAGAAGAUGAACCAGAGAGCAUUGACCUGCUGAGUGGACUAAAGAUGGGGGAGCAAGGUGGUUGGCAGGAGGCUAACAGAGGAGACUGGGUGGCCAUCUUGGAUUCCCAGACCCAGACGGGUGCAGCCAAGGGCUCACGGGACAACAUCACGGAGCAGGCCAGGACCAGACACGACAUAGUGGAGGUCAGUGGAUGGGACAGCGACCUCAACUCUGGGCUGGGGAACAACACUGUUAACCACAAACAGACAGUGGAACACAAAACAACAUCUGAACUUAGUCUCCAUGACAACAGAAUGGCUGAGACCAGGGUGAGGCGUAGAUUUGGUCUGCAGGGGCGAGGAGUUGUCUUUAUGGGAACAGUCACAGACUCUGCUAGCAAUGCUCCAUCCUGCUCCUAUAGUUGUGAUUCAGACAGACUGGUGGGGCCUCAGGUUAACCCCCUAACAGAUGCUGCCUUCAGCCUGCCUUCUAUAGGAUCUAUCAACUGGAACAUGGUCCCUGCGACAGCACAGACACGCCCAGGCCUUUGUCCUCCUCACACUCUCCUAAUGUCAAACCAAACCUCAGACAAUGCCAGUGCCUCAACACUAAAUAGCUACACAAGCCCAUUGACAAAUGACAGUAGUAGUGACGCUAUCAGUAGAUCUGGUGGCAAAGAGAAGCGCUUCCCGUGUUCAUUCUGUGGGAAAGCUUUCAGUUUCCGCAAACAGGUGGAGAUCCACAAGAGGAUGCACACAGGGGAGAAACCGUUCGGCUGCCAACUGUGCCGGGCCAGUUUUUCACAAUCAUCCAGCCUGAAGAGGCACCAGAGAGUCCACACAGGGGAGAAACCCUUCAGCUGUACCCAGUGUGAGAAGAGGUUCUCCCACCAGCACCAUCUGAAGGUGCACCUGAAGAUCCACACGGAGGAGAGGCCAUUUGCCUGUACGCACUGCGGGAAGAGGUUCUCAGAGAGGAGAUACCUCAGGAUACACCAGCAGCAAAUGCACACAGCCCAUGUAUAGAGUAUAGUGACAUGUGAUGUAGUACUAGUUUGUUUGUAGUUAAUUCUGUUGGUUUUGGAUGUAGUAGGGAGCUGGAUGAGGUGAACUGAGGAAAGAAUGAGUAUGAUGAGACAGAGUAGAUAUGCUGGUGGUUGGUGUGAUGGUGUCUGUAAAAAUGUUUCACUGAUUAAGACUACCAACUUUUGUCCAGUUGUUUGAUGAUAAUGUUUUAUAAUGAGAAAAUGAUUGGGUCUUAAGUUUACUUGACAUGAAGCUGUGUGUAAUGUUGAACCUUUUCCAAAGUAUUCUAAAAUUAAUUUUAACAAAACAAGGGUACCAGAUUUACAGAAAAGGUUGUGUUACCAUAGUGAGAAAAGUUAUUGUACAUGCCACGUAUCGUUUUGUACAAUAAAAGUACUGUACUUCA
Messenger RNA from Oncorhynchus nerka (sockeye salmon), 7650 nucleotides. Its product is annotated as zinc finger protein 713-like. Gene Ontology annotation, molecular function: RNA polymerase II transcription regulatory region sequence-specific DNA binding; DNA-binding transcription factor activity, RNA polymerase II-specific. Gene Ontology annotation, cellular component: nucleus. The record is from RefSeq and is a predicted model, not a curated record. The coding region runs from base 5835 to 7244 and encodes 469 amino acids. Gene Ontology annotation, biological process: urogenital system development; regulation of transcription by RNA polymerase II; embryo development. Lineage: Eukaryota; Metazoa; Chordata; Actinopteri; Salmoniformes; Salmonidae. The transcript has 4 exons.